UACUAUGUAUAUAAAUCAUAUGCAUUCUUAAAAGAAGAUCAUUCGUUAUUCUUUGAAAAAAACAGUAUGUUGAUCUUUGGUGGGAUAUUUGUUUUUUUCCAGUUGAUUGUGGUUCACGCAAGUGGAUCUUGUGAUGACGUGCAUACAUGUCCAAAAUCAAGGUUUGAUUCAAGUGAACUGAUGGAUUAUGAAUAUGAUGUAAAAAAUCACAAUUGGAAGAUGACUAUGCAUUUGAAUUACCUUGAUGUUUUCUGUCCGUACUUCUCGGAAAUGCUGCCUUGCAUUAAGAACAUAGGAGCAACAUGUGAUGUUGUACAACAACAAUUGUUUGGAAUGAUGAAAAACACAUACAAUCCAAUUUGCAUCAUUUACAAAGCAGAAUUGAAUGGAAUGAUUUCUUCCUGCUAUAAUGACCCGGUGUAUCAAAAACAGUUGGUUGACAAAUGUUACGACGAUUUAUCGGACGAAUUGAGGUUCAGAAGGAGAAACCAAACACAAAGCACAGCAAACACAUUAGACUGUGGAAUUAUAGAUAGAUGGGCAAGUUGUACACACGAUGUUAUACAAAAAUGCAGUCCGGAGAACGCACAUGCAAUUCUACCAAUAGUUGAAGCCGCUAAACCAUACAUUUGUAUGUUUUAAACAUUGCCGACUAAAUAAAACGCAUUUAUUAUUUUAAUAAAAAUUUACAAACUUC
Molecule: messenger RNA, 697 nt
Organism: Mytilus trossulus (common blue mussel)
Lineage: Eukaryota; Metazoa; Mollusca; Bivalvia; Mytilida; Mytilidae
Exons: 5
Coding region: 67-642 (191 amino acids)
Source: RefSeq, a predicted model, not a curated record